Prorocentrum cordatum is the source of this 6501-nucleotide messenger RNA. The record is from the annotation of a GenBank genome assembly. NCBI's taxonomy places the organism in Eukaryota, Dinophyceae, Prorocentrales, Prorocentraceae.
GCAAUGCCGGCCACCGGCGACGGUGCAGGAGAGUCUGUGACUCAGUUCCCGGCUGUGAUCGACACCGAGCUCGGCCUGAUGCUGGACGCACCCGGCAUCGAUGACACGAUGCUGCGGUUCAGUGACGACGAGGCCGGUCGCCGUGUGGCGCUGGCCCUGGCAGCGUCUGGCGUCACACACGUGAAGUUCCUCGUGUUCGAGAGCCUCGCCAAUGACGCAAUGCAGCUGCGCAGUACACUCGAGAAGCUGUUCAGGGCGUUCGGUGCGGCGGUAGCACCUGCGACACUCGUGCUGGCCACCAAAGCAGACAUGCUAACCCGCGCUGUCAUCAUCUGCGCGGGCGGCCGCGCCGUCCUCAGAGUGGCCAGCGCCACCGACGCCAUGGCGCCCAAGCGCGCCGCGGUGGCCCUCGAGAUUCGGUUCCUGUGCAAGCUGUUGCUGCAUCAGGAGGUCAAGGCCGACGGCAUGAGCGCCGAGUUGAGCCUGAAGCUGGCCGAGAAGCUUGCCGACAUCGUGAAGUCCUUGAUGCAGGAGACUCGCAAGGUGGACCCCAUCUCGCUGAUCGUCAAGCGCCCGCUGAAGGACAUCGAGUCGCCCGACAAGGGCAGCAAGGCCAAGAAGCAGGGCCACGAGUUGGCCUUGCUGAAUUCCGAGCCGUUCUUCGCCGCAGCUAAGGUGAAGAAGCUCGACGAUAUUCCGAUGUGCUGGGUUUUCACGGUCUUCAAGAAGGCCGCUGCGGAGGGCAAGGAGAUCCCUCAGUCAGCGAUCGACGUGUGCACGAACAACGGCAUGGUGGUCUACCGUGCAGUGCUGCACUGGAUCACAGGGCUGCCCGUGACGCUCGCCAUCAGUGGCGACCUCUUGGAGAAGGACACUUGCGCGCGGUGGCUCUUGGAGAACAUCAAGAACCGCAACACCCUGAACACUGGCAACGGGUUCUUCACUGACGCGGUGAGCACCGCGAACGGCGUGGUGUUCAAGCCGCCGCACUGCGUCUACCAGAUCCUGAGUGGCGCGGCUGGCGGCUCGGACGCCGUGGACGACGACGACGAGGGCGUCGCCAUCAAGGACCUGCUCAGCAACAAGAUCCACAGGCUGGAGGACCCGAUCGCGGCAGACAAAGUCAUCGAGCACAACUACUCGAGGGCCGCGGCGAGCGUCUUCAUUCUCGGCAACAAGAUCCUGGUCACGAAGCUCUUCGGGGAGAACGCCACCAGCAAGAAGGCCGUGAGCGCGGCGGCGGAGGCGGGCAAGGUGGACUUCCUGAACAAGCAGAACAAGCGGAAGGCCGAGUCGGAGAUCGUGGUCGACCUCGCGACCGCCUCUGCAGCGCGCAGGAAGCGCUCUUCCAAGGGCCACUUCAAGCUCGUCCGCGAUGAGGUUGUCCUCGGCCAGAUGCGCCAGUGGCUCCUGCAGCUGGACGGGAUCGCUGCAGUGCAAUUGGACGCGUCCGAGUGGUGCAUCGACGUCGGGGAAGGCGAGCACGAGGGGAAGGCGCUGGUUGCUCCGUCCGAUCUUGACUCGACGGGCCCUGUGACGUUCGCCCAGAACUUCUUUACUGCGGCAUUCUAUUCGCAGCCAGGGGGCACUACUGUCGACGAGAUGAUGCUGCCCUCAGGCGAACGCGUGGACUACGCCAGGCUGAAGGGCGCCCACCAGUUGCACCAGUUGGAGUUGGUACAGGGACAGCCAGGAUCUGUUCCUAUCAAAGUUCAGGUCGCCGUCUUUGAGCUGAUGAAUGACGGCGGGUACGCGUGGGUGGACAUCCAGGACGCUUGCCAGAAGCUCGGGCUGCCAAAGCCGCUCAACAAUGGCAGCCAGUGGUUUCACAAGAGAUUCAAUCGGUGGGCCGAGACCUGCGCGAAGCUCAACUUGGGAGCGGUCCCGCUUCGUCGCAGUCUACCUCUUGGAGAUAGUGGCGGUGCAGAGGACGCCGCCCGAGCGUUGACCUUCCCGACCGUCUCCCUUCGCUGGUUGAUGGUCCUCGCCCACCGCUCUGCUUUCGGCGGCACGUCCAGAAUGGGCGAGGUGAGCUCGGCGCCUGCGCGCGCGGCCUUGGCCAAGUUGCUGGGCGGCUUGAUCGCGAGGUUGCCGUCGACGUUCAGCUUCUCCAUGAGGCUCGACCCUGACGCCGUGAAGGUCGUGAACAACUACGCGGGGCUGCUGCCGUUCACAGUGCACGUGAGGGACAACAAGGUUGACCUCGGGGAGGUGAAGACGCUGACCGCCGCUGGCCAUAUGCCACGAGGCCGCAAGAUGCAUAAGCAGGUCAGCGACUUCUUGACGUUAGACGGCAUGUUGGUGCAGCAGUUCUACUCUUCGCUCUUGAACUUGGCCUUCCACAGGGAGGCCGCUUGCUCGCUGCUUCUCGGGCUGGCACGACAGGCCCUCGCUCGCCUUUUCUGCUUCGCCCUGUCUUUCCGCGCCGUGGGCGCCAUGUGCUCCAGAGGCGCCUUGGAGCGGGGCCGCGCCCAGCUCGCAGAGCACUUGGAGUUCGUGAGGAGCCGCCCGCGGUCGCCGUUCCCCGCAGUCGCCGAGAUGGACGACGACCUCUCGGCCAUCGACGCCCUCGCGGUGCAGGGAUGGCGGACAGCCGCGGCGUUCCGUUGCCUGCGGGCCUCACUUUGCCAUCGCCGAGCCGCGAGCAAGGAGCUCUUGGCGUUCGCGCAGCUGUCCAAGGCGAUGAGCGCCCAGCUUUCGUCCCAGUGGCCCGAGGUCGUCUGGAAGUUCGGCACGAAGAUCGAGGCGUCGCUCUUGCUCGGGUGCAAGCUGCGCGAUUCCGUCGGCGCGCCGAUCGUCCAGAGCGGCGCGGCCGCCCUGGCCCCGCAGCACGCGCCGUGCUACGACCCAGUGCGGUGGCGCCACACAGAGAAGGAGCUCUGCCGCUACGCCAGGGCGACGAAGCGCGUGAUGCAGGUGCUGUCGUUGGCGGGGCCCGACGCGACCAAAGUGGGGACGGACUUCGCCGUGAGCUUCGCAGUGAUGAUGGAGCCCGAGACCAAGCAAUGUGCCAUCAUGCUGCCGCAGGUCCCCCACCAGCACCUUGGGCCCGCGGUCUUCGCGGAGGGCGAGGAGUUGCGCGCCUUGCAGGCCGAGCACCGUGCUGCCAUCAGGAUUGGCGUGCCACGGUUCGUGCGCGCGGUGCCCAGAAAGGCGAGCGUGGCCACGGGGCUGGCGGCUGCCGAGCCACGCAGCGAACAGGUCUUGGUGCUCCUGCGCCCACGUGCCGAGGACGACGGCAAUGACGUCGCCGCAGAGGGCGGCGCCGCCGCCCAGUCCGACUCGGCCGAGGAGCAGGACGACGGCCCCCCGUGGCCCGACGCGGCCGAGAAGGCCCGCCUAGCCUGGGAGGCGGCCGAGCGGGCCCACCACGAGGCCGAGGUGGACGAGGCCGCAGCUUUGCAGGCGGCCGCCGCCGCCGUGGAGGCGGCCCGCGUGGCACGCGCCAUGGAGUGGACCGUCGCCAAGAGGAGGCUCGGCCAGGGCGCGGAGGACGGCGCCGACGAGAAGGAGUCCAAGCCCAAGAAGAAGAGGCGCGUGAAGACGUUCGUGGCCGUGAUGCACCUCAACAACAUGCUCAAGGGCGCGACGGGCAAACAACUACCUCACUGGAUCCCGCCCGUGACAGCGGACGGCCACUGCGCCACGUGCCCUUUCACGUGGCCGUCCUUGUCGGUGGCGACCGACCAGGGGCCCGACAUGGCGGCGAUGUCGAACUUCUUGCAGUACAAGCUGGGCUGCAACAUCCACUUCGAGUGGGACAUAUCGCACGCCCUCAACAACGCCACGAAGGGCGCUCUAAGGCAGUCGAGGCUCUACGGGUUCCAGGUGAUGAUGAUCAGCGCCCAGAAUUGCACAUACGGGUCGACAUUGUCGCCUCCACGGCUUGCCCAGAUACGAGAAGCUUGCUGGAACCAUUGGGAUUCUUGCACGAUGGAGACCGACGUGUUCUUCCAGCUGUGGUUGCCCCACAUGAAGCUGCAAUCAGGGGCCGACCCAGCGGCUUACAUGAGCGACGCGCAGGUCUACGCUGCCCUGAAGGCCAGCCCGCUUCUCACUGCCAAGAAUGAGAAGGUCAACAUGGGCAAGUACCAGCAGCCGAUUCACCAUGCCCGCAGGACAUUGUGCCUGUACGCUCAGAAGGCCUACUUCUUCGGGAUCGCCGCCAUGUCGUUCGCGUACAAGGGCCAGUGGAAGGUCAAGGCGCCUGUGCUGCCCGAGCACGCCCUCGCCUUGGCGGAGGGGGAGCCGACGCUCAAGCAGCAUGCGGCGGCGGCGGCUCCAUGGGACCAGAGCUGCGAGAACCAAUUGGACAAGGCAGCGGUGCUCUUCGGCGACGUCGAGAACUACUACCGCCAGAAGCUCAUCGUCCAGGUCCUCGGGCCGACCGCGACGUACCAUUCCAGGCAGAACAUCGACCUUCGGUCGGCGGAUGCUGCCAUCAAGUUUGAGCUGGAGCAGAUCGUAGGCGGCGAGAUGUACAAAUGCGAGCGCCUAGCGAUGGCGCAGUUCUCUCACAGGCAGUCGUACGUGGAGUGCGGGAUCGAGGUGCAGUGGAGUGCGACGGUGCUGCAUCUUGCCCAUGCUCGCAUCGCGCUUUCCGAUGACCUGGCCAAUCCCACCGUGGACCUCAUAUUGAACACCAUAUUGCAACACGCGAAGCGCAACAUGAGCUUCACGCACGGCUUGCCGCGCCGCCAGGUGUUGCUCCUGCAUGAGGGCGAGAGGCCGCGCUUCAUCGAGCAGUUGAGGAAGGAUCUGGAUCUGUACGACGUGCUCAAGGAGCAGGCGUUCCCAGGAGUGCAGAGGUUUCUGGAGAGGUCCGUGUUUCAGCUGCCAGCGGUGACGCAGCUCGUGAUGUGCCUCGAGAAGGACGGGUGGAAAUUCACCGCGAGGCUCUCCAGUGAUUUGACCGCUCCCGCCAGGAUGAAGGAUUUGACUGAGCGGAAGUGCUGCAGAUUCAUCGGGCAACAAAUCGUCGAGGGCAGCUUCAACAAAAUAAAAGCCAGGAGCGAUAGAAACCGUAACAAGGUUUCGGCAGAGCACACUGUCAUGGCCACCGCCAUAGAUUCAGGCGUGCUGACACAGUGUCAUCAUUACACGGAGGUCGACCGCCACAAGGAGCCCAACGAGCGUUCGGAGUCUUUCGGGCCGCACGCGUUCAAGCCGCAGGUGCUGAAGUCCAAGAUGGACCCAGUUCUGAGGCCUCUGAACCUGUCUGGCGUGGUCGGCACUGGGGAGGCUGGCUGGUAUUCGCCUGGCGCGGGUGGGAUUCCCCAGGCCUACGCCGACCUGGAGCUUUGCCGCGUGGCCGAGAGGGAGGGCAGGAUGGGGAUCAUGAACAAGCGGAUCUUCUGCAGAGUGGUUCAGAAGGGCAUCGUGCUGCGCAAGAUCGGCACGGACGUGUGGCUCAUGGGCGUUGGCAGCGUUUGUGAUACCCUCGGGGUUGGUUGGCCCCUGGUCGCCUACUCUGCCAGUGACUUCACCCCAGAGAAGGAGGGCACCAGACAGCUCCUGGUCAUCCUGGACCCCACCGAGUGGGAGGCGUUCCCCGUGUCCUUUCUCAGCCCGUUGCACAGGGCAGUGCUUGAGGAGAAGGAGAAGCUCGGCCCCAACACGGAUAGCAUGACCGAGAUCAAGUUGAAGGCUAGCGAGCACUACGGGGACCUCACCAUCGUCGCCCAUCAGCGUCGCCCUCCUGCACCCUUGCUUGCGUGUGCUGCGAGGGAGGCGUUCUUCGACCUCCCCGUCUCUUAUCUCAAGGAGCUCGCAGACAUGAUCGAGUGCGACUAUACCGACAUCAGCUUGUCAUCGCUGCGGACGGCCUUAGCGAAGAAGCUCAUUCCAGGUAUUUCGAAUGCGGAGCUGGUCAACAUCCUCGUCAGGAGGGAGUGCAGCUUCGAGGUCGACGAGUCACUGGACGAGGUCAUCGGGCUGGAGUGGGUGGUGGACACCUUGGAUAAGUCCACCAGCGAGGAGCUCCACAAGGCCAUCAAGGUUGCGGAGGGCGUCAAGGGCGAGAUGCGCGACUUCAAGAAGGACGUGAAGAAGUUCAAGGGCGCGCCGCCGAAGCACGUGAAGCACAAGGACCACCCGUUGCACGGCAAAGUGUUCGCGAAGGUGCCGCCGACCUCCGUUGACGACCUCAGCCAGAAGAAGGCGAGGCACGGUGGUAGCUCUUUUAAGGCGAUGUUGGCAGCGAUGCGAGCAGCGUGGGCACUCUACCUCGAUGACAAGUGCCUGCCGACGUCGCACUGCCCCAUCCCUGUUCGUUGGUUCGCUCGCUUUGCAGACGCGUUCGGCACCGUUGGCGUCGACGAUGCAACCGACUUGUGCAAGGCCAACAAAGUCGCGCCCAAAGCUUUCAAUGGCGAGGCGCACAAAGCGGGCAGCCAGGUAUUCCACGCGCAGCGGCAAAAUUGGGCGAUUGCCAUGUAUUUCGGGGUGGAGCAGGCUGGCAGUUCCGCCGCUGUGCGGCGGCCCUGGUCGCGCUACAGGUGA